Messenger RNA from Durusdinium trenchii, 1693 nucleotides. The record is from the annotation of a GenBank genome assembly. Lineage: Eukaryota; Dinophyceae; Suessiales; Symbiodiniaceae.
CCGCAGCUUGCGGCACAAACGCCACUAACUUGUCUGGCGCAGAGACUGGCAUCAGUAUGUCUACAACGUUUACACCGGUCGAGUCUGGCAUAGGAGGAGCCCUCAUUGGUCUCUCUGCCUUUGUGGCAUAUCAAGCAGAUGGAAAGAUCAUUGGAAUCAGUGGCAUCUUGGGGCCCUUUCUUCGAAGCGUGGUGAAAUGUGAGCUUGGGAACGAGCUGUGGAAGCUGUGGUUUUUGGUUGGCCUGUUUGCUGGAGGUUUCGUCAAUUUCCUCUUCAAUCAACCCUUUGCCUUCCCGGGAGCUGAGCCCUAUUCCAUCUCACGCUACGCUGUAGCGGGGCUGGUGCUGGGCCUGGGCACUCGAUUUCAAAGGGGUUGCACCUCUGGACAUGGCAUUUGUGGCCUACCACGUUUCAGCAUGCGCAGUUUGCUGGCGGUGCCAACCUUUAUGUUAUUUGCAGGUUUGGUGGUCUACAUGACCCGACACGUGAUGAAGCUGGACCAGCCAAAGAUGCCUGGCAUUGCUUCAUUGGAAUGGCCUCCAAGGCUGCAAUUUCCCGCUUGUGCGGUUGCCGCUGCGGUGGUGCUCACCGUGCUAUCCUUCUCGCCGUUGCCCAGCAGUGUGCAUGGUGUGAUCUCCCCGCUGGCAUCUGGCACGAUCUUCGGUUUGGGCCUGGGAGUGGCUGGAAUGACCAAUCAGGAGAAGGUGCUGAAUUUUCUGGAUGUGGCCGGCUUCUGGGAUCCAUCGCUGAUGUUUGUCAUGGGAUGUGGCAUGAUGGUGUCCUUUCCGGCCUUCUACCUGGCGGAGUCAGAUGACGCAAAGCCAAAGUGUGCUGAGAAAUUUGAAAAGCCUGGCAAAACUGGCGACUAUGGAACUUUGGUCGUGGGGGCCGUGCUUUUCGGCAUUGGCUGGGGUCUGGUGGGCAUUUGCCCCGGUCCUGGCCUUGCAGGUGUUGUGCCGAACCUGGUUACUUCUGAUGGAGGCUCUGGCGGCUAUGGCUUUGCCCUUUGUACACUACUGACGGCGGUCAUUUGGGUGGCCACAGAUCGAGGCUUGCAGACGGCCGGACCUGCCCCAUCAGCUUCAGACCAAAAGCCCCUGCUUCACAAAUGAUCAGGGCAAUCCUAAGCCAGCGCGAAGGAGGCGGAUGAUCGGUGCCACUUUGGUCUUGGCGCCACCGCCAUGGUCCUGCUGAAAUAAUUUGAGGAAUCCUGCAUUAAAUGGAGUGGCAUUUGCUCUUCAGCCGUGCACUUCUGUAGCCUGCAACCGCUAUUUGCUGUGCCAAGCUUUCAGAAUUUGGUCAGAAAGGCAGCAUUAUGUUGACACGAACCACGUGAAAAGCAUUUACACGUCAAGAAACUAUACUUGCAAAACAAAGGCAUGGGUGCUGUUGUGGCGAAAGCAGAUAGUCCGAUGCUGCUGAUAGGGCAAUUGUUAGCUGCUAGCCUUUAGAUGCAAAAGCACAGGGCGCCACAAAAAGUUGCGUGUAGCGUGUUCUGGGCGCGUCUUUAAAUGGGCCGGGCAGGUCAUGCCCAUUCACCUGAGGAUUUGCACAUCUAUUGCACGUACUGUAUCUCGCAGUUCGCUGGUACCAAGGCGCUGACCUAAAUCUGCUUCCUGAGCUUAUAGCUCAUUCUAGCUCAAGGUCUCCCAAAGCUGGGGCCUUCAUUCUGACAUUGGCAGCAAAGGAACGC